Messenger RNA from Xylona heveae TC161, 1368 nucleotides. RefSeq lists its product as hypothetical. The transcript is spliced from 2 exons. The record is from RefSeq and is a predicted model, not a curated record. NCBI's taxonomy places the organism in Eukaryota, Fungi, Ascomycota, Xylonomycetes, Xylonales, Xylonaceae. Bases 1 to 1368 code for a protein of 455 amino acids.
AUGCCAAAACAGCCAACAAGCCCGUAUACAAGCCAGGCCGGUACGAGGAAAAUCCACAUAAGUCAUGACCGACGAAUAACGGCAGCAGAUAUUAUCCCAGAAAAGUUUGAUCGUACAGACUCUGUCUGGGUCCAACGAGGAAAAGGCAGCUUUGAUCAGGCAAUAUUACCAGUGGUUCAGGAGCUUCGAGAUAAUGAUCCAUAUGACUCGCAAACUUCAAGCGAUUAUUCGGAUAACGAAGAGCAAAUCAGACAUGACGGGCUGUCUGCCAUAGAAGAGGGGACCGAUGAGGACGAACCUCAGAGUAAUCUUGAGGGUAAGAAACCCCUAGGAAGACCUGGAAAGGACAGCAAUGUCUCUGAGACUCGAUCACGAGGAAAGUCGAAAUCGGACAAGAUAACUUCCGCCCACCCAUCAGAUGCAAGUCUCGAAGAACGUCUGACUAACAACAAUGGUUCAAUAGCUUCAAGAUCUGAUCAGCUAAUGCAAGAAGAGUUAUCCUUGCAAGAAGCUCCGCGCGCUCCACCCAAGAGGCUUCGAAGGAUAGAGGGAAGAAAUUCUCUAGAUGCAAGCCUAGUAGCCGAUCAAUGGUCUCUAAGGAGAGGCAGCAAAACUGAAGCUCCGGGAGGAAGCGUAAAGGAACGUGCCGCAUCAUUUGCCUCGCUGUCGAGUGUUAUACCUUCAUCUGCAGAAUCCACAGAAAGACCAGCUCGGCCACUGAGAAGUAGCACAAGUCGAUCCUCCAUACAACCCCUCAUCGAAUUUUGGGAUUCCCAUCAAAAUGCGACAGAACGAACGUCCGAUGAAGGCUCAGCGAGAUUACCAGCUGAUAUAUCCAAAAUUGGCAUGUCCCAGCCAAACAUUGUCUUGGGCUGCGAAAACCAAAAAGCUCCAUCGAGCUCCUCAUCGGAAUCCUCUGAGUCAUUAAAGUUGUCAGAUUUGACAGAGAUAUUUGAGGCUGAGGAAGUAGAUGCUACUAAGCCCAGCUCUGACGUGGCAGAGGUGACGAGAGGAUGUUCGACCAACAAAGCUGCUAAAACGGAUGACAAGUCACAGCCUCUCCACCGACCAUCCAUCAUGUGCACAACGGAUCGCCCUUUGGAAAGUCCAAAGCCCAGCAGGAGGCAAUUGUUCGUGCGGAAGGUGCGCAACGUAGCCCUUCCGAUGGCUCUGUUAAAGAUUUUGUUAGGUCGACAAUUGGCUGAGCGGACAAAACCCGGGUUGGAAAUACUGGCAAGAGGCGAGCCACUGAAACCAUUGAAGACCGUUCGGGACAAUUUCUUAUGGAACCCGGUAUCGGAGAUUAUCCUCUCUCCCGGCAGAAUAGUCCAUAUUCGUAUUCCGAUGUGGUUCACACCAUUCUGGUAA